AUGGCAGAAACUUCAUCUUCAACUACUGCAUCUCCACCAGCACUUCAGAUAUGUCCACCAGCAUUCACAGAAGGAAAGUUAGACGGCAUGAACUACACUCUGUGGAAGUUCAAGAUGAGUGCUAUUCUGGAUUCAUAUGAACUACUUGAUACAGUUCAAGGUAUGGAUCUAGAACCGAUUGGCACGCAUGAUCCCACCAAUCGUAAGGUUAUCAUCCCUCUAGAUGUUGCCCUCGUCAAAGCAAAGAAAAGGCAAAAUGAAGAUGCACUUUUUGCUAUUAUCACAAGUGUAUCUAAUUCUAUUAGAACUUCUACACUAACCUUUGAGGAAUUUUGUGCCUUACUACUAGAGGAGGAGAUGAGGUUGAGAACCAAAGAAAAUGAAAGCAGUAGUGCGUUCACCGUGUAUAUCAAAGGCAAGGACAAUAAUGUUGAAAAGAAGAAGGGAAAGAACAAGAAGAGAUUUUCUGGUACGUGCUACUACUACAAAAAAAGGGGCAUAAGAAAUGUGCUUAACUGCUCAAACAGUAUAGGAGAUUGCUCAUGGGUACUUGACAGUGGAGCUUCCCAAAACAUAACCAGCAAAAAGGACUGGUAUGGUUCCCUUAAGCCUCUACAUGAAACUAUGAAUGUGAUUGUCGUAAAUAAUGCAAAGUGUCCAAUAGAGGGCACUGGAUCCAUUUUCUUAAAAUUCAUGAAUGACCAAGGUAAAACUCUUUUAGAUGUCCUUUAUGUUCCUCAAAUUAAGAGGAAUAUUUUAUUUGUAGCUGCUAUUACUGACCAUGACUAUGAAGUAUGA
Messenger RNA from Malania oleifera, 798 nucleotides. RefSeq lists its product as uncharacterized. The coding region runs from base 1 to 798 and encodes 265 amino acids. The transcript is spliced from 3 exons. The record is from RefSeq and is a predicted model, not a curated record. Lineage: Eukaryota; Viridiplantae; Streptophyta; Magnoliopsida; Santalales; Ximeniaceae.